Vespa crabro (European hornet) is the source of this 792-nucleotide messenger RNA. RefSeq lists its product as uncharacterized. The coding region runs from base 4 to 537 and encodes 177 amino acids. The transcript has 4 exons. The record is from RefSeq and is a predicted model, not a curated record. Lineage: Eukaryota; Metazoa; Arthropoda; Insecta; Hymenoptera; Vespidae.
AAUAUGGACACCGUCAAGGAAUACGUUGGAUAUAUUAAUCCUCAUUGGGUAGCUAUAGUUUCAGCAGGAAUGUACACUUAUCUCAGACACAUAUGUAUAGUCGGUUUGUGUUUCGAAGAGGAAAAUAAUCCACCUUUUGAUCCGUCUUAUUCUUCGAUACUUUUCGUUUUCUCGGCUUUAUGCCUUGUUGCUGAGUACAGACUCUGGCCAAGAUCAUUGAAAGAACCACCGAUACAACUUCUUUAUAUUUACGAGAUGUUGGUGGCUGCUUUGGCAACAAAUCUUGUAACUCGAGCUAUCUGGCUACCAUUGAUGCAUGUAAUAUAUUGCUUAACACAAGAGUCGAGUAAAUGGUUACUAUGGUUAAACACGACGAUAGGUUUGAGUCGUUAUUCGUUUGUGACGACAUUUGCUUAUUAUCUGGCCAAGGAAAAUGCGGCUACACAUAUGGCUUUUUGCCUAUCUUUAUUGUCUUUCGUGUGGAUGUUGGAUGCCACUGAAUCACUGGACACAAUUUUGGAUAUCUGGGCCAAGUAGUAAAAUAAAGACAAAAUAGAUCGAAGAAAUAUUUAAGGAACCUUUGGAAUCUCACAAGUUUUUCGAGAAAAGGAUCUCUUUUCGAAAUCCCGAAGUAACGGAUUGGUUUACUUACAGACUUGCGAAUAAACCUGAUCCAUAAAAAAAUCAAAGAUAUUAUUAAAUCAAUGUUAUUCGUUAUCUGUCCUAUCGUCCUGUUUCACGUUUGUGUCUCACAAAUAUGUGAUACCUUUGUCCUACUGAUAAAAAAUAAAA